AUGUAUCUCUGUUGCUGAAGAAUGAAGCAGGCAGGCUGGAGGUUUUUUAUGUUCAGUGCUUUUGGGACCACUAAAAAGAAGUCUGCAGAGAAAUACGUACAGCAGCUGUGCCAACUGAGUUUCUCAUGACUGUUAUCUGUCACUUAUUCUGACUAAAAGGGUGAAAGAAUGAUGUGAUGGGUGUGAAUAUGGGCCGCUGGUCAGGCUCACGGCUACCUCCGUCAUGCCUCGCCCUUCUGAUUGUCAAGUUCCUGGCCUCCAUUUGCCAGGUGGCUCACGGGACUGUCCCGCUUGGCUUUCACUUCACACAUUCCACUUACAAUGCCACAGUGUACGAGAAUUCCGCAGCCAGGACCUAUGUCAACAGUCAGACGAGGAUGGGCAUCACCAUGGCUGACCUUUCGUGGGAUAUCAAGUACAAAAUAGUGUCUGGUGAUGAUGAGGGCUUUUUUAAAGCAGAGGAAGUCAUCAUUGCUGACUUCUGCUUCCUCAGGAUAAGGACUAAAGGUGGGAAUUCUGCUAUAUUGAACAGAGAAAUCCAGGACAACUAUUUAUUGAUGGUAAAAGGGUCUGUCAGAGGAGAGGACUUGGAAGCAUGGACAAAAGUGAACAUCCAGGUUUUGGAUAUGAAUGACCUAAGACCUUUGUUUUCACCAACCACGUACUCUGUCACGAUAGCAGAAAGCACUCCCUUAAGGACUAGCAUUGCACAGGUGACUGCAACAGAUGCGGAUAUUGGGUCCAAUGGUGAAUUUUAUUACUACUUUAAAAAUAAAGUUGAUCUCUUCUCAGUUCAUCCUACGAGUGGUGUUAUCUCCCUAAGUGGCCGCUUAAAUUACGAUGAGAAAAACAGGUACGACCUUGAGAUUUUGGCAGUGGACCGUGGGAUGAAGCUUUAUGGAAACAAUGGCGUAAGCAGCACUGCCAAGCUUUAUGUUCACAUUGAACGUAUAAAUGAACAUGCCCCAACAAUAACUGUAGUAACCCACACCCCCUUCCCAUCAGACAAGGAACCUACCUAUGCAGUUGUUAACGUUGAUGACCUAGAUGAAGGAGCCAAUGGAGAAAUAGAAUCUGUUUCUAUUGUGGCUGGAGAUCCUCUAGAACAAUUCUUUCUGACUAAAGAGGGGAAAUGGAUGAAUGAGUACAAAAUCAAAGAGAGAAAGCCUGUUGAUUGGGACAGUUUCCCUUAUGGUUAUAACCUCACUCUCCAAGCUAAGGACAAAGGAUCUCCUCAGAAAUUUUCUGCAGUCAAACUGGUCCACAUUGCUAGUCCCAAGAAGGAAAGUAUACCCCUGAAGUUUGAAAAGGAAGCAUAUGAUAUUUUGAUCAGUGAAUUUUCACCUCCUGGUGUGGUGGUUGCAGUAGUUAAGCUGAUGCCUGAGCCACAGGGUGUGGAAUACAGAAUAUCUCCAAGUGAGGAUGCUGAGUAUUUUAAGAUUAAUCCCAACACAGGCCUUAUUACUACUGCUCGUCCUUUGAAAAUCAUUGAGAAGGACCUCUAUGAAUUAGAAGUAUAUGCAAACAAAGGUGGUGAUUUGAAAGCACAGGUUACUGUCAGGUUAGAGGAUGCCAAUGAUCACACUCCGGAGUUCCAGCAGCUCUCCUACAGCUCAUUCGUCAAUGAAAGUGUCCCAGUGGGGUCCAGCGUCCUGGCAGUGUCAGCAGUUGAUGAAGACAGGGGAGAAAAUGGGUACAUCACAUACAGUAUUGCCAGUCUGAACUCACUGCCAUUUACAAUAAACCAGUUUACAGGUGUCAUCAGCACAUCUGAAGAACUGGAUUUUGAGUCCUCACCAGAAAGCUACAGGUUCAUUGUGAGGGCUUCCGACUGGGGUUCUCCCUACCGCCACGAAAGUGAGGUGAAUGUCACCAUAUACAUAGGCAAUGUCAACGAUAACAAGCCCCUCUUUGAAAAAGUGGCCUGUCAGGGAGUGAUUUCAUCUGACUUUCCUGUUGGUGGUCACAUCACUGCUGUUUCUGCAAUAGACAUAGAUGAGCUAGAGCUUGUGAAGUACAAAAUAAUCUCUGGAAAUGAGCUUGGCAUUUUUUAUUUAAAUCCAGACUCUGGUGUCCUGCAACUUAAAAAAUCUCUUGUUAACUCCGGCAUAAAGAACAGCAAUUUUGGCCUCAAGAUAACGGCAACUGAUGGAGAGAACUUUGCUGAUUCUAUGUUCGUUAAUAUUUCAGUAGUUCACGGGAAGGUGUCUUCAAAGACCUUUAGCUGUAGAGAAACUAGAGUUGCUCAGAAGCUAGCAGAAAAAUUGCUCAAAAAGGCAAAAGCAAAUGUGAAGCUGAAUUUGGAAGACGGUUUUCUUGAUUUUUAUUCAGUCAACAGGCAGGCACCUCAUUUUGACAAAUCCUUUCCGACUGAUGUAAAAGUUUCGGAAGAUCUGCCGGUUGGGGCCACCAUCCUGAGGAUAAAAGCCUAUGAUGCUGACUCAGGCUUUAAUGGAAGAGUGCUUUUUACAAUUUCUGAUGGUAAUGUAGAUAGUUGUUUCAACAUUGACAUGGAGAUGGGGAUACUUAGUGUUCUCAUGCCCUUGGACCGUGAAAAAACUGAGCUCUAUCUCCUUAAUAUUACAAUUUAUGAUUUAGGUAAUCCACAGAAAUCUGCGUGGAGACUGCUGACUGUCACUGUGGAGGACGCAAACGAUAACAAGCCUGUUUUUUUACAGGACAGUUACUCGGUUAAUAUUUUAGAAAGCACAAGUCUUGGUACGGAGAUUAUCCAGGUAGAAGCCAGAGAUAAAGACCUAGGAUCUAACGGUGAAGUGACUUACUCGGUACUGACGGACACCCAUCAAUUUGCUAUCAACAGUUCCACGGGAGUGGUGUAUGUGGCAGAUCAACUAGACCGGGAAGCAAAGGCAAACUACACGCUGAAGAUUGAGGCUAGGGACAGAGCAGAGAGCGGCCAUCAGCAGUUUUCCGUUGUGCCUCUGAAGGUUUUUUUGGACGACGUUAACGAUUGCUCCCCAGCCUUUAUCCCGUCCAGCUACAACGUGAAGGUCCUUGAGGAUCUGCCGGUCGGCACUGUCAUCGCUUGGCUGGAAACCCAGGAUCCAGACCUGGGCUUGGGCGGCCAGGUGCGCUACUCGCUGGUGAACGAUUACAACGGGCGCUUCGAGAUCGACAAAGCCAGCGGCGCCAUCCGCCUGAACAAGGAGCUCGACUACGAGAAGCAGCAGUUCUACAACCUGACCGUGCGUGCCAAGGACAAGGGGCGCCCAGUUUCUCUCUCUUCUCUCUCUUUUGUGGAAGUUGAAGUGGUGGAUGUUAACGAAAAUCUUUAUACCCCUUAUUUUCCUGACUUUGCUGUCGUUGGAUCUGUAAAGGAAAACUCCCGCAUUGGUACAAGUGUUUUGCAAGUUGUUGCUCGGGAUGAGGACUCUGGAAGAGAUGGGGAGAUCCAGUAUUCCAUCAGGGAUGGCAGUGGUCUGGGGAGAUUCAGCAUCGAUGAAGAAACUGGAGUUAUCUACACAGCAGAUAUUCUUGACCGGGAGACCACCAGAUCCUACUGGUUGACGGUGUAUGCGACCGAUCAUGGUGUUGUCCCACUCUACACCACCAUCGAAGUCUACAUUGAAGUGGAGGAUGUGAAUGACAAUGCCCCUCUCACCUCUGAGCCUAUCUAUUACCCAGUCAUCAUGGAGAACUCUCCUAAGGAUGUAUCUGUCAUUCAGAUCCAAGCCCAGGACCCUGACUCCAGCACUAAUGACAAACUGACUUACCGGAUUACAAGUGGAAAUCCCCAGAACUUCUUUGUAAUCAAUCCCAAAACAGGUCUGAUUACCACAACAUCAAGAAAAUUGGAUCGGGAACAGCAAGCAGAACAUUUUUUAGAGGUGACUGUCUCAGAUGGGGGCACGUCUCCCAAGCAGUCCUCUGUGUGGGUGGUGGUCCGGGUUCUGGAUGAGAAUGAUAACAAGCCCCAGUUCUCAGAGAAAGCCUACAAGAUCAAGCUGCCCGAGAGGGACCGCAAGAAGAGAGGGGAGCCGAUCUACAGAGCUUUUGCUGUUGACAAAGACGAAGGCCCUAAUGCAGAAAUCUCGUACAGCAUCGUGGAUGGCAACGACGACGGGAAGUUUUUCAUUGAUCCCAAAACAGGGAUGGUUUCUUCCAGAAAGCAGUUCACAGCAGGGAGUUACGACAUCUUAACAAUAAAAGCAGUGGACAACGGCCGGCCCCAGAAAUCCUCAACUGUGCGUCUGCACAUCGAGUGGAUAAAGAAGCCGCCGGUGCCCUCGCCCGUGCCCCUGACCUUCGACGAGCCCUUCUACAACUUCACCGUCAUGGAGAGCGACAGGGUGACCGAGAUGGUCGGGGUGGUGUCUGUGCAGCCCUCCAGCAUCCCCCUCUGGUUCGACAUCGUCGGAGGGAAUUACGAUAGUUCUUUCGACGUGGAUAAGGGAGUGGGCACUAUUGUCGUUGCAAAGCCCUUGGAUGCAGAGCAGAGGUCAAUGUAUAAUAUGACUGUGGAGGUCACCGAUGGAACAAACAUUGCCACAACUCAGGUUCUUAUCAAAGUGUUGGAUAACAAUGAUAAUGGCCCGGAAUUCUCUCAGCCAAGUUACGAUGUCACCAUUUCAGAGGACAUCCUCCCUGAUACUGAAAUUCUGCAGAUUGAAGCUAUAGACAGAGAUGAAAAGCAUAAGCUGAGCUACACUAUUCACAGCAGCAUCGACACAAUCAGCAUGAGGAAAUUCAGGAUUGAUCCCAACACUGGGGUUCUCUACACAGCUGAGAGAUUAGACCACGAAGCUCAAGAUAAGCACAUCCUCAAUGUCAUGGUCCGAGAUCAAGAGUUCCCUUAUAGAAGAAAUCUGGCCAGAGUCAUCAUAGAUGUGGAAGACUCCAAUGACCACAGUCCCUACUUCACCAGCCCAUUGUAUGAGGCCUCAGUGUUUGAAUCAGCAGCAGUUGGAUCAGCAGUGUUGCAGGUCACGGCUCUGGACAAAGACAAAGGAGAAAAUGCAGAGCUUAUCUACACUAUUGAAGCAGGAAACACGGGAAACACAUUCAAGAUUGAACCAGUUUUAGGCAUCAUUACAUUACUCAAGGAGCCAGACUUAACCACAAUGGGACAGUUUGUCUUGUCAGUCAAAGUGACUGAUCAAGGUUCUCCAGCGCUGUCUGCGACAGCAAUUGUGCGGAUCUCUGUGACCAUGGCAGAUAACUCCCACCCUAAGUUCACUCUAAAAGAAUACCAAGCAGAGGUUAAUGAAAAUGUGGAUAUUGGUACUUCUGUCAUUUCUCUCUCUGCCAUCAGUCAGUCCACGUUAGUUUAUGAGGUCAAAGAUGGCAAUGUUGAUGGAGUCUUCACCAUAAACCCAUAUUCUGGAGUGAUCACCAGUCAAAAGACCCUUGAUUAUGAGCGUGCUUCCUCCUAUCAGCUCAUCGUACAGGCAACAAAUAUGGCAGGCAUGGCCUCAAAUGCCACUGUGAACAUUCAGGUUGUUGAUGAAAAUGAUAACCCACCAGUUUUUCUCUUCUCUCAGUACUCGGGCAGCAUAAGCGAAGCUGCUCCUGUGAACAGCGUGGUCCGGAGUGCGAACAACAGUCCCCUCGUGAUCCGUGCCACCGAUGCUGACAGCAACCAGAACGCUUUGCUUGUCUACCAGAUUGUUGAAUCAACUGCAAAAAAGUAUUUCACCGUAGAUUCCAGCACAGGUGCCAUCAGAACAAUUGCAAAUUUAGAUCACGAAACCAUAGCCCACUUCCAUUUCCAUGUUCAUGUUAGAGACAGUGGGAAUCCCCAGCUUACAGCAGAGAGCCCUGUUGAAGUCACCAUUGAGGUAACUGAUGUCAAUGACAACCCACCAGUCUUCAGUCAGGCCGUAUUUGAGACAGUCUUGCUCCUGCCCACAUACACUGGUGUCGAGGUUCUCAAAGUCAAAGCUUCAGACCCAGAUUCAGAGAUCCCUCCAGAACUAACAUUUAGUAUAAUUGAAGGCAGUAUGGAUCAUUUUUUAAUUGACUCAAGCACAGGGGUAGUCACCAUUAAAAACAACAGUCUCUCCAGAGACCAUUAUAUGCUAAUAGUAAGAGUAUCUGAUGGGAAAUUUUAUAGCACUGCUAUGGUGACAAUAAUGGUAAAAGAAGCUAUGGAUAGUGGACUCCAUUUCACACAAAAUUUUUAUUCCACUUCUAUCUCAGAGAACAGCACCAAUAUUACAAAGAUCGCUGUGGUGAAUGCUGUUGGCAACCGCCUCAACGAGCCUUUGAAAUACAGCAUAUUAAACCCAGGAAACAAAUUUAAAAUCAAAUCCACCUCAGGAGUCAUUCAGACCACUGGCAUCCCCUUUGACCGAGAGGAACAGGAGCUGUAUGAGUUGGUGGUGGAAGCAAGCCGUGAGCUAGACCACCUCCGUGUCGCUCGAGUCGUGGUGAGAGUUUACAUUGAGGACAUAAAUGACAAUGCCCCGGUGUUUGUAGGGCUUCCAUACUACGCUGCUGUGCAGGUGGAUGCUGAGCCUGGUACCCUGAUAUACCGGGUGACAGCUGUAGAUAAAGACAAGGGUGACAAUGGCGAGGUGUCAUACCUGCUGAAGGAAGACUAUGGACAUUUUGAAAUUGAUAGAGAAUCUGGUAGCGUCACUUUGAAAGAAGCCUUCAAUUCCGAUUUGUCUAAUAUAGAGUACUUGGUUGUCAUUCUUGCCAAAGAUGGUGGUGACCCGUCCUUGUCUGCGUUGGUAGAGCUCCCCAUUACUAUUGUUAACAAAGCAAUGCCUGUGUUCGACAAGCCCUUCUAUACAGCUUCCGUCAAUGAGGAUGUAGAAAUGCACAUGCCAAUUUUAAGCAUUAAUGCAACCAGUCCAGAAGGCCAGGGUAUCAUUUAUAUCAUUGUUGAUGGAGAUCCCUACAACCAGUUUAAUAUCGACUUUGAUACUGGAGUUCUGAGUGUCAUCAGCCCGCUGGACUAUGAAAUAAAUUCUCUUUUCAAGCUGACGGUGCGAGCCAGCGAUGCUCUCACUGGCGCUCGCGCUGAGGUAACUGUGGACUUGAAUGUUAAUGAUGUUAAUGAUAAUCCUCCAGUUUUUGAUCAGUCAGCUUAUAAUGCUACUCUGUCCGAGGCUUCUUUGAUUGGGACUCCUGUACUGCAGGUUGUUGCUACUGAUGCUGACUCUGACCAUAACAAGAUUGUACAGUAUCACAUAGUCCAGGACACCUUUAACAGCACCGACUAUUUCCAUAUAGACAGCAGCAGUGGCCUGAUUUUGACAGCCCGGAUGCUGGAUCAUGAACUCAUACAGCAGUGCAGCUUGAAAGUCAGAGCAACUGAUAAUGGGUUCCCACCUCUGAGCAGUGAGGUUCUCGUUAGUAUCUCAGUAACAGAUAUGAAUGACAACCCUCCAGUUUUUAACCAGUUAAUAUAUGAAUCGUAUGUGAGCGAACUGGCACCUCGGGGCCAUUUUGUGACUUGUGUCCAAGCUUCUGAUGCCGACAGCUCUGAUUUUGACAGACUGGAGUACAGCAUCCUGUCAGGGAAUGAUCGGACCAGUUUCAUCAUGGACAGCAAGAGCGGUGUGAUCACCCUUUCCAACCAUCGCAAGCAGAGGAUGGAGCCCAUGUACAGCCUGAACGUCUCCGUGUCAGACGGGCUGUUCACCAGCACGGCCCAGGUGCACAUUCACAUCCUCGGGGCCAACCUCUACAGCCCCGUGUUUUCACAGAGCAUUUAUGUUGCAGAGGUUAGAGAAAACGCUGCUCCUGGAACCAAGGUAAUCCAUGUGAAGGCGACAGACGGGGAUUCAGGUGUAUAUGGCCAGAUCAGCUACUCCAUAAUAAAUGACUUCGCCAAGGACCGAUUUUUGAUUGAUGCAAAUGGGCAGAUUCUGACAACUGAGAGGUUAGACCGGGAGAACCCACUGGAAAGUGAUAUUGAUAUAUUCUUGAGAGCCCUUGAUGGAGGUGGCAGGACUACAUUUUGCACUGUGAGAGUCAUAGUAGUGGAUGAGAAUGACAAUGCUCCCGUAUUUAUGACGGUCGAAUACAGAGCAAGUGUCAAAGCAGAUGUUGGGAAAGGUUACUUGGUGACCCAAGUGCAAGCAGUAGAUCCAGAUGAUGGCGCCAAUUCCAGAAUUACCUAUUCUCUGUAUAGUGAAGCCUCUCUUUCAGUAGCUGAUCUGCUUGAAAUAGAUCCAGAUAAUGGAUGGAUGGUCACCAAGGGUAGCUUUAACCAGCCGAAAAACACUGUUCUGUCAUUCUUUGUCAAAGCAGUUGAUGGUGGCAUUCCUGUAAAGCAUUCCCUCAUUCCUGUCUACAUCCAUGUUUUACCACCAGAAACCAUUUUGCCUUCUUUUUCUCAACCCCAGUAUUCUUUCACAGUGGCAGAAGACACCCUCAUAGGCAGUACUAUUGACAUUCUGCAUGUUUUGCCCAAUCAGGGUGCUUUGUAUAGCACAGUUAAUGGUGAGCUACCUGAAAACAACAAAGAUGGGGUUUUCAUCAUAGAGAAAGACACAGGGCUCAUAAAAUUGGAUAAGAGACUUGACCACGAAAUAAAUCCCACCUUUCACUUCAAAGUUGCGGCCACAAUUCAAUUAGACAAAGUAGACGUUGUGCUGACGGUGGAUGUGGAGGUGAAGGUGUUGGAUGUAAAUGACAACAAGCCUGUGUUUGAAACAGCUACCUAUGAUGCUGUAAUAAUGGAAGGGAUGCCUAUAGGAACAAAACUGAUGCAAGUCAAAGCGGUUGAUGCAGACUCGAGUGCGAAUGGGCAGGUCACGUACACGCUUGCGGUGGAAUCAGAGCUGCAGAAGAUCACAGAAGCAUUCACCAUUGAUAGCAACAGUGGCUGGAUCAGUACACUGAAGGACCUGGACCAUGAAAAGGAUUCUGCUUUCACCUUUGCCGUGGUGGCCUCAGAUCUGGGGGAAGCUUUGUCCUUGUCCUCAACCACCUUGGUCUCAGUUACGGUGACAGAUAUAAACGACAACGCCCCCGUCUUUGAGCACGAGGUGUACAGAGGGUCAGUGAAGGAGAGUGACCCCCCAGGGGAAGUUGUGGCUGUUCUUAGCACCUGGGAUGAAGACACAUCUGAUGUCAAUCGGCAGGUUAGCUACCAUAUUACAGGAGGGAAUCCCAGGGGGAAGUUCGCUCUGGGGCUGGUUCAGAAUGAGUGGAAAGUUUAUGUUAAAAGGCCUCUGGAUCGGGAAGAGCAAGACAUUUAUUAUCUGAACAUCACCGCCACAGAUGGCCUCUUUGUGACCCAGGCUGCUGUGGAAGUGACUGUCACUGAUGUUAAUGAUAAUAAUCCAGUUUGUGAACAGGUUGCAUACACAGCAUUGUUUCCUGAGGACAUUCCACCAAACAAAGUAAUUCUCAGAAUCAGCGCUAAAGAUGCUGACAUUGGCUCCAAUGGUGAAAUUCGCUAUUCUCUGUACGGCUCAGGGAACAACAAAUUUUUCUUAGAUCCAGAAAAUGGUGAGCUGAAAUCUUUGGCCCCUCUCGACCGAGAGAAAAUCCCUGCAUACAACUUGGUUGCCCGAGCCACUGAUGGUGGUGGCAGGUUUUGCCAGUCAGAAAUCCAUCUUAUUUUAGAAGAUGUUAAUGAUAAUCCACCAGUGUUUUCAUCUGACCACUACACUGCGUGUGUCUAUGAGAACACAGCCACUAAAGCUUUGUUAACAAGAGUCCAAGCAACUGAUCCUGAUGUUGGCGUGAACAGAAAAGUCACCUAUUCCCUGUCAGACUCCGCAGAUGGUUUCUUCUCAGUUGACCGGUCAUCAGGAAUCAUUAUUUUGGAGCAUCCACUUGAUAGAGAGCUUCAGUCCUCCUAUAACAUCACUGUAAAGGCCUCAGAUCAGAGCAUUGUGCUGACCUUAUCCUCGUUUGCCACCGUUACCAUUACAGUGCUAGACAUUAAUGACAACCCUCCUGUCUUUGAAAGGAGAGAUUACCUUGUUACAGUGCCUGAAGACACCUCACCUGGCACCGAGGUCCUUUCUGUUUUUGCUACAAGCCAAGACAUUGGUACAAAUGCUGAGAUUGCCUAUCUCAUCAGAUCAGGGAAUGAGAAAGGGAAGUUCAGGAUUAACUCCAAAACAGGAGUGAUUUCCAUUGUCGAGGCUCUGGAUUUCGAGUCGUGCAAGGACUUCUACCUGGUGGUGGAAGCGAAGGACGGCGGCAGCCCGGCGCUGAGCGCGGUGACGACGGUGAACGUGAACGUGACGGACGUCAACGACAACGCGCCCACCUUCAGCCAGGCCGUGUACAGCGCCGUGGUCAGCGAGGACGCGGCCGUCGGCGACUCCGUGCUCAUGUUGAUAGCAGAAGAUCUGGACAGUCCUCCCAAUGGUCAGAUUCAUUUUUCCAUAGUGAAUGGGGAUCAAGACAAUGAAUUUUCAGUCGAUCCUGUUUUGGGACUCGUGAAGGUUAAAAAGAAAUUGGAUAGAGAAAGGAUAUCUGGUUAUUCAUUAGUUGUCCAGGCAAGAGACAGUGGUACCCCUCCUUUGUCUUCAUCUGUGACAGUCAAUGUGGACAUUUCUGAUGUGAAUGAUAACAGCCCUGUGUUUACUCCAGCUAACUACACAGCUGUAAUUCAAGAAAAUAAACCAGUGGGCACAAGCAUUUUGCAGCUGGUAGUGACAGACAAAGACUCUUUUCACAAUGGCCCCCCUUUUACCUUCACCAUCCUCACUGGCAAUGAAGAGGAGGAGUUUACACUGGACCCUCAUGGUGUUUUGAGAUCUGCAGUCAUCUUCAAGCACAUGGUCUCAACUGAGUAUGUGCUCUGCGUGCAGGCAAAGGACUCUGGGAAGCCUCAGCAGGUUUCCCACACCUAUGUUCAGGUGAGGGUUAUUGAAGAGAGCAUUCACAAACCAACCGCCAUUCCACUGGAGAUUUUCAUUGUCACCAUGGAAGACGAUUUUCCCGGGGGAGUCAUUGGCAAAAUUCACGCCACAGACCAGGAUGUGUACGACGUCCUCACCUACACGCUGAAAUCAGAGCAGAAGAGCCUGUUCAAGGUGAACAGCCACGACGGGAAGAUCAUCGCCCUCGGAGGGCUGGAUAACGGCAAGUACGUGCUGAACGUCUCGGUGAGCGACGGCCGCUUCCAGGUGCCCAUCGACGUCGUGGUGCACGUGGAGCAGCUGCUGCAGGAGAUGCUGCACAACACGGUCACCAUCCGCUUCGAGAACGUUUCCCCGGAGGACUUCGUGGGGCUGCACAUGCACGGCUUCAGGCGCACCCUGCGCAACGCCGUGCUCUCCCAGAAGCAGGACAGCCUGCACAUCAUCAGCAUUCAGCCGGUGGCGGGCAGCAGCCAGCUCGACAUGCUCUUCGCCGUUCAGAUGCACAGCGGCGGCUUCUAUAAGCCUGCCUAUUUGAUUCAGAAGCUUUCCAAUGCGAGGAGACACUUGGAAAAUGUGAUUCGCAUUUCUGCAAUCCUGGAGAAGAAUUGCUCCGGACUGGAUUGUCAGGAGCAGCACUGUGAGCAAAGUCUGUCUAUUGAUUCGCAUUCCCUGAUGACUUACAGCACAGCACGAAUUAGUUUUGUGUGCCCCCGCUUUUACAGGAAUGUGCGCUGCAUGUGCAAUGGAGGACUCUGCCCAGGGUCCAACGAUCCCUGUCUGGAGAAGCCGUGUCCAGGGGACAUGCAGUGUGUGGGGUACGAAGCCAACCGGAGACCCUUCAUCUGCCAGUGCCCACCAGGAAAGCUUGGCGAGUGUUCAGGCCACACUUCCCUUAGCUUUGCUGGGAAUAGCUACAUUAAAUACCGUGUUUCUGAAAAUAGCAAGAAAGAGGAAUUCAAGUUGGCUCUCCGUCUGCGAACCCUGCAAAGCAAUGGGAUUAUAAUGUACACCAGAGCAAAUCCCUGUAUAAUUCUGAAGAUUGUCGACGGCAAACUCUGGUUCCAGUUGGAUUGCGGGAGCGGCCCGGGAAUCCUGGGGAUUUCUGGCAGGGCCGUAAACGAUGGCAGCUGGCACUCGGUGUUCCUGGAGCUGAACCGCAACUUCACGAGCCUGUCCCUGGACGACAGCUACGUGGAGCGCCGCAGGGCGCCCCUCUACUUCCAGACGCUCAGCACCGACAGCUCCGUCUACUUCGGCGCCCAGGUGCAGGUGGACAACGUCCGCAGCCUGACCGACAAGAGGACCACGCAGGUGCUGAGCGGCUUCCAGGGCUGCCUGGACUCCGUGGUGCUCAACAACAACGAGCUGCCGCUGCAGAACAAGCGCAGCAGCUUCGCGGAGGUGGUGGGGCUGACGGAGCUGAAGCUCGGCUGCGUGCUGUAUCCCGACGCCUGCGAGAGGCACCCCUGCCAGAACGGCGGCACCUGUGCUGCCGUGCCAUCUGGUGGGUACCAUUGCAAUUGCCUCUCCCAGUUUACAGGAAGGAAUUGUGAGUCAGAGAUCACAGCCUGCUUCCCAAAUCCUUGCCGGAAUGGAGGCUCGUGUGAUCCCAUCGGCAACGCUUUCAUCUGCAGCUGCAAAAAUGGCCUGACAGGAGUAACGUGUGAAGAAGACAUCAACGAGUGUGAAAGAGAAGAGUGUGAGAAUGGUGGCUCCUGUGUGAACAUCUUUGGUUCCUUCCUGUGUAACUGCACCCCUGGCUACGUGGGUCAAUACUGUGGUCUUCGCCCCGUGGUGGUUCCCAACAUACAAGCUGGGCAUUCCUACGUUGGCAAGGAGGAGCUGAUAGGAAUAGCCGUGGUCCUGUUUGUCAUAUUUGUGUUAAUCGUUCUUUUCAUCAUUUUUCGCAAGAAAGUUUUCAGGAAGAACUAUUCCCGCAACAACAUCACGCUCGUACAGGAUCCGGCUACAGCAGCCCUGCUCAACAAGAGCAAUGGCAUCCAAUUCAAGAACAUCAGGAACAGUGGAGACAGCAGGAAUAUCUACCAAGAGGUUGGGCCUCCCCAGGUGCCAGUGAGGCCAAUGGCCUAUACUCCAUGCUUCCAGAGUGACUCACGGAAUAACCUGGACAAGAUAGUGGAUGGGCUUGGCGUGGAGCACCAGGAGAUGACAACGUUUCAUCCCGAGUCCCCUCGAAUCCUGACAGCCAGGAGGGGGGUGGUGGUGUGCAGUGUAGCUCCAAACUUGCCUGCUGUGUCUCCCUGUCGCUCCGACUGCGACUCCAUCAGGAAGAGCACCUGGGAUGCAGGGACAGAAAGUAAAGGGGUUGAUGACGCUGAAGAAGUGACCUGUUUUUCAGGAAGUAAUAAAGGCAGCAACUCUGAAGUACAGUCCCUCAGCUCCUUCCAGUCUGACUCUGGAGAUGAUAAUGCGUAUCAUUGGGAUACCUCUGACUGGAUGCCCAGCGCUCGCCUGUCCGACAUUGAGGAAGUGCCCAAUUUUGAGACGGCGGAAGGAGGCUCGGCUCAUCACGGCAGUACCAGAGAGCUGGAAACAGAUUACUACCUUGGUGGCUAUGACAUCGACAGCGACUACCCUCCCCCUCACGAAGAGGAGUUCCUGAGCCAGGACCAGCUGCCCCCUCCUCUCCCAGAGGAUUACCCAGACCAGUAUGAAGCGCUCCCACCCUCGCAGCCGGUCUCGAUGGCGAGUACUCUCAGCCCUGACUGCAGGAGACGGCCGCACUUCCACCCGAGCCAGUACCUCCCUCCCCACCAGUUCCCCAACGAGACGGACACCACGGGGUCUCAGGCUGGGAACGAGCUUAGUACUUUUGCUGUUGGCCCGAGCCAGAACGCAGAAAAUGUUAGUGCAGGUAAGAUGCCCUUAUCCUUGCACAACUCUCUGAACGCCUCCUCCUCUGACGUCUCAGCCGGCUGCGGCUUUGAUGACUCCGAAGUAGCCAUGAGUGACUUUGAAAGCGUGGAGGAACUCAGCCUAGAAAAUGUUCACAUUCCAUUUGUGGAGACCCAGCAGCAGACACAAGUGUAAAGGAAGCUCCUUUCUUCUUCCUCCUCCUCUUCUUUUUUUUUUUAAUUUUGUCAUUUGGUCCAAUUAAUAGUAUAAAUAUUGAGAAGAAAUUUUCUGAAGGUGUGUCUAUAUAUAUAUUGGGCAAAGAAAAGUACAGUAUAACCCAUUAUUAACUUGUUCAGAAAUGAUACUGUAUGUGCAGACACGAAGAGACCAAUUGUGUUAAGUAUUAUACAUCACAAAAUUGUUACAGACAAUCUGGAGAGUGUGUACCUUCUAUUUAUUACCAAGAAUAAAACUCAGCUUUUGAGGCAGGGGGAAAAAUAACUGCUGAGUAGUUUCUUUCUCUCUCACAAAGUUGGGUUGUUUUGGGGGUUUUUUUGGCAUUGUGUUAUUAAAAGUGUUACAGUGUUAUGACCUCCCCACAGUAUUAAGGAAUGGGUGUGCAUCAUUCUAGGAUGCACUGAUGCAUGAAAUUUUAUGUCAGCAAAGAAUGAAAGUAAUUGGUUGCUGGGGCUGCUGCAUACAACAUGUCAGCUGGCUAAAAAUAGCGACAUUUAUGAAUUGACCUAUCAAAGACAAGUGACCAGUUAUUUGUCCAUAAAUAUUUAUCUAUACUUUCGUUUAUUACAUAGCAUUUCAUUCUACUUUGUAUAGAGUAACACACGUACAUACCAUUUAUAUUUACUCCAAAUUGGCUUCUUUGGUUGUCAUUUUUAAAACCUGAUGUCGGGUAUAUGUGCAUAGCUCUGCCCAUGAGGACUUCCUGAAAUGCCAGAGUUUGGCUCAGGAGUGGCCUGGUUUUGCCCCAGCUGUGUAUGCACAGCCUCUCUUAACGUGUGUGCAACGUGAACAUGGGUCUGAAAACGUGGGGUAACCUACACAGCUGAUCUUUUUUAAAAUUUCAUGCUUGGGCAAUCAGCUCUUUGACAGCAGUCCUCAUGCUGAAGUUACUGCAGUAGAAUUAGUUGCAAUUAAGUUACAUAUAAGGCUGCUGUAACCUCACAUCAUUAGUUUAAUGUCUUUUGGCAAAGGUCCAUCCCUAGAGUUCACAGCUGCUGUGGACUGACUCAGUCAGUGGAGCUGCAUGAAUGGACUGUGGCCAAAGAUCUGUUGCUAGAUUUUCCACUGGGUGCAUGAUUUUGUAGGAUUUGAGUACAUCCAAAGGUUGUUUGCAGACUUCAGAACACUGAUUGUUGUGGAAUCAAGAAAACCAUGGCAUCUGUAUGCUUUCAUGUUUCCCUCAGCCUGAUUGGAGUAAAUGGUCAUUCACAUUGAUUUGGUCAGAGCAGUCAAGUGCAAUCUGGAAAUAGGGGAUUUUCACUCAGUGUAUUAAAGCAGAGUAUACACACCUGUUGCUUGGUGCUCUGAAAAUGUCUUUACCACUGCAUUUUACAGCAUCUGUGUACUUUACCUGUGAAUGUGAGUCUACAAGCCUGCAUUACUGUUGGGUUUUCAUCCAUUUCUUCCAUGGCAUAAUGCUGUCAUUUUGAAAAGCUGUUGAAUACCUAAAUCAUUGUGAUAAAUGCACAAUAUUCAUUAGUAGGUUUCCCAUGCUGCUUUCCCUGUCCUGUCACUUGGUCAGUCACCUUAACUGGAUAGUUUUCAGCAGUUGUAUGCCAGGGCAUGUUCUUGACUUCCAUGAGUUUUCACACAAAAUUAAAUGUGGGCCAUUUCUUGACAUACAGGAAGGAUUUAUUCAGAAAUUUUCCCCAACACAAUGAAAUUACUAGUAGACUGUAAUUUAAAUAAUUGCAGCUUGUAACACUUUUAAUAAAACAGGAUUUCCAGAAUUCUUGGAGCAGGUACAGUGUGUUGCUGCUUCCCUCCAAUAUCUCGUACAGCUGUGAAAGAUUGGUGUGGAUAUUUUCUUUGGGAUGAUGCAGCAAUUCUUCAGUAGAAAACAGCUCAUUAUGCAGGCGUAUGAAUAAAAUGAGUGAACUUCUGGAACGAAUGUACUGCACAUACAAGUAUUGUCAAGUACUUGUCUGCAAAUAGGUCCUGUCCAUUGAAUUUAUGAAUGUCACUUGGUCUUCUCAAAGUAAACAUGCUUCUGUAACAGUGAUAUAUUCUGAAUGUGCUCAUGGUGCGUUUCAAACCCUUUCCCCUGAUAUUAUCCCUGUGUUUUUAAGAAGAAAAAAAAUACAGAAAUUUGUAUUGUGAUUGCAAGGAACUGAGGGAUUUGCCAGAAAGCCAUAAAAUGGUUUGGCAAGCCUAGAGGCACGGAUAGAGGAUAACUCGUUCAUGAAGUCUGUGUUAGAGGAAAGGAAAUGCAAUUAGAUUGAUGUCUCUUCAAAAGUUAGGAGCAUCAGAGUUGGCAAAGCAAUUCUGCAAAUAUAGCUGCACUUUUAAAGCUUGUAUGACCUUCUGAGAAUGUGAUACUCUCUUAGUAUCAGGCUGCAGUUUACAUGAGGUUUGCUCCUACUCAGUUUUGGUUUGAGACAUUUUUAUCCAUUAUGCAACUAAUUCUGUUCAAGCCCCCAGCUAGUUAUUAGGUGUACUUGUCACCUGUCUUCUGUGGUGAAAGUUCUUGCGUAAGCCUGAGACACCAAUAUCAAACCUUUACUGGGACAUAUCAAAAGUGUCGCUAGGGACCACGAUGGGAGCCUAGUGAUUGCCAUACAAAAAAAAAAAAAUCAAUGUUUCUUACCAAGCUUGUUGCCUCGGUAAUACAUUGUUGGUAGUGAGUUCUAGUGGUAAAAUAUGCAUAAAUACAAUGUAUAGUACUUUUUCUGUUUGAUGUUGUUGCCAUUUCAUUUCACUGAACACCUGCUUAUUAAAGUGCUGUUGGGAAGGUGCCAAGGAUCACCUGUUCAGCCUUCUCUGUCCUGUUCAUGAUUUCUAUACCUCAAUAUCUCCUCUCCUCCAAAUCCAUCUUCAGAUCCCUCUUUGUGAAUAUUGGUACUUCUGUGGCCAUUCUGGUUUUGUUCAGGCUCUUUUUGAUGAUGAUAAGACCCAAAUGCAGAUCAAAAGGUGGAAUACCUCUUAGGGAGUAAGGUUUUCAUAUUAACAUCUCUUGUUAAACCAAGACAUUUUAUUUUCUUUUUAAUCACUACUCCACAUGAACAAGUCAAAAUCUUCUAAUCUGGAAGAUAAGAACACAUUCAUAACAUAAUGUAAGAAUUACUGUUCAUGUUAGCACUGGCAAUAUAUAUUUCCUUUUUCUGCCAUAUGAUGAUUUUUGUAUCAUUGCUGUUGUUGGGUCCUUGGUUCUGCAAGAGCUACCCCGCACAUUCUGCUUAUCCUAUGUGUCUGUAUUUCAAACUACGUCCCUGUAGAUGGCUCCACUACACGAUAUUUUCUUUAAGAAUCACCAGUAGCAGAUGAUUUCAUGGGCUUAAUGAAGUAUUUUUGAGUAUCACUGGCUUAUAACUUAGGAUCAAGGAAGUUUUUGCUUUUUGGAAGGAAGCAGCAAGAGAAAAAAAAAAGCAUCUUGUUGAAAUGCAAAUACACAUUUGUAUCAGAAAUCACAAACUUUGCCAGGGGUGUAUGAGUCUAAGUAAAAGGGUGCUUGUUCUCUGCAUUUUGAUCAAGUUGAGAAUGUCAUGCACAGUGCUGGCCUUUUAAUAAUGCUGGCGAUGGAAAGAGCCUUACAGUGACUACAGCAUGAUUUAUUCUGCCAGUACCACAUUAGGUGGCAUUGUGCAAAAGGAAAAAUUAGGCUUAUGUACCAUUCUUAAGUAUGUUAUGUAUUAUAAACAUUUAAAAAAAAAAAAGCUAAUCGCCCCCCCAAACUAUAGAUAGUGGAUGUAGUUGCUGUCCUUGACCAGUAUCUUAAAGUGGAAUAAAGGGCCAAAUAUGACACCAUGGAGCUGUAGGAUCACUUCCCUCCCAUGGGAGAAAAUGGACAACCCCACUAGACAGCCCCAGCCAUAAAAUUGCCUUCCUCUAGGACCUUCCUAUAGAAUGUAGUAUAGGAAGACAACCAGGAGGACUUUGGAAUGCAGAGAUUCACUACAGAACCAUGAUUUCCUGUCAAUCAAGCUGUUUUCCUUAAGCUCAGUGACAUCUUUAAUCCCGAACUGUCCCAUGGGUUUCUUUUAACAAACAAUUCCAGUGAAAGGCUGGAAGGAGUCAAAGGCUUCUCACUGCCAUUGUUUUCCUGAACCUGAAAGUUGUGUACUCCAUCUGUCAAGCAGGGUCUCCACCCCUGUGUGUCCCACAAAGAGCUUAAAUUUUGGUCUUUGGAAUUUUUUCUCCCGUUCUCUAAAUUUUCUAGUGUAGUCUGAAGUAGUGAGAGCCUUGAUGUAUCAGUACCCUCUCUAGUCAGAAACUCAGUGUGGCUGCAGCACAGUGAAUAAAAGCAUGUCAUGAAAUGCUGAUCAGUGGGGAGGCCAGCAGCCUCUUGUGUCUGUAAGCCAGGCAGAGACAUGUUGAGAAUAUGACAUAAAAGUUGUUGCUCUCGUCUCCUAUAAAUUCCAUCACAAAGAAAAAUGUGGGCUGAACAGGACAAAUGGCUGAGAACACACUUUACUCCUCAUCGAGCUCCUGCUUGAAAAAGCUAUAUGGAUGCUGUAGUAAGUAUAUCCUUACAGUCAAUGAUAACUGCAGUCAUGGGAGAAGGAGUUCAAAGUGCCCUGGACCAGUUCUGCUGGGCUUCAUUUGAAAAAGAAGCAUCCUUAAUAAUGGAGGAAGCCAGCUCUUCAGAACCAGUGUGAAAGUACAUCUGUGCUUUGUAGAUAAUGUUUGGAGCUAUUCACUCAGUAAUAAUGGGCAUUUCAUUGGUUUCCAACAAGAGAGUUACAUCUUCAGCUUCAUUCCCUGGUGAUUUACCAUCAUUUACCAUGUGGUAGAAACUGUGCUUUUUGCCUGUUUGCAUCUCUGCUUCUCUCAAUACACCAAACUGUGAUUUGAGCCUUAGAAAUUUAGACCAUUGCCCAUUACUCAUGGCUUUUAGCCUGUGUUCAUGAACUUGACAUUUAACAUCUCCAUUAUCAGAAGGGCCAUUCAGUUAGUAAAUUAGCUGCAUCAUCCAAGGGAUGGGCGGAUGGGGAGGAAAUUAAAUUAAAUUCGUUUCUUUAUGUAAUAAUGAAAAGCAAUAAUUGCAAGUAUGUCGUAUUACACAAAGGCCAUAAGUAAUCUUUACCAGUGUUAAGAGUGCACUUGAACUGUAAUAUGGAAAGAGGUUGGAGCCCUCAGAGCUGUAGCAUUCUUUUGUCAUAGGAAUACCUGAAACACUAUUAAUCAGCAAUGCAAUGAGCCCAUACUGCCGCUUUUCAGGAGAUGACAAAGAUGUUUAGGAGUGAAAGCAGUUCUCUUUAAAGCACUGUAUUGGAAAAGAUUGUCUUGUAAAUUUUACCUGUCUCAAGCAGGCUGGUUUGUAAAGAUGUAUGUUUUGGUGUUUAAAAAGAAGUUUAUAAAAUAAUGUAUAUAAUGGUUUCAAAUUACCAGGCUUUUGUAGAUAUUUGAUGCCAAUCAGGUUGCUUUAAUUUCUUUUGUUUGUUUGUUUGUUCGUUUGUUUGUUUGAUAUAAUUCUAAAGAGUCAUCAAAGUUGGUUUAAACUUCUAAGAUAACAGAAAAAACAAAACAGUUUUAGAUCUGAAAACU
Ficedula albicollis (Collared flycatcher) is the source of this 19379-nucleotide messenger RNA. It is a transcript of the gene FAT3, whose product is annotated as FAT atypical cadherin 3. The coding region runs from base 177 to 13853 and encodes 4558 amino acids. Gene Ontology annotation, molecular function: calcium ion binding; cadherin binding. The record is from RefSeq and is a predicted model, not a curated record. The transcript has 27 exons. Lineage: Eukaryota; Metazoa; Chordata; Aves; Passeriformes; Muscicapidae. Gene Ontology annotation, biological process: cell morphogenesis; adherens junction organization; cell-cell junction assembly. Gene Ontology annotation, cellular component: catenin complex; plasma membrane; adherens junction.